Molecule: messenger RNA, 996 nt
Organism: Drosophila busckii
Lineage: Eukaryota; Metazoa; Arthropoda; Insecta; Diptera; Drosophilidae
Product: transcription factor SPT20 homolog
Exons: 2
Source: RefSeq, a predicted model, not a curated record
CCAUUUUCUUGCCACUUGCAGCUGCAACAACUGUCGCUGCUCUGCCUGCUGCUGCCUGCCACACUUGCGGUGCUUACUGCCAACUCUGGCACACGCCACUACGACGAUGACAACACAGCGCUGCAGCUCAGCCUCGAGGAUCUGGAGCGCGAGCAGCAGCAGCAGCAGCAGGAGCAGCGCUACGAUCUGAAUCGGCCGCCGCUGCUGCCCACGCGCUACGAGUGGCAUCCCAGUGUGGCAGCCAGCCUGCCACCCAGCUACGUGCACGAUGCCGCACAGCUGGAGCAGAAUGCGCAGCGCCAGCGCCAACUGCAGCUGCAACAGCUGCAACAACUGCAGCAGCAGCAUCAGCAGCUGAGCGCCGGCUACGCUUUGCCGCCGCAACUAACGCGCGGCUUCUUUCUGCUCAACAGCAACGACAUACCGGCAACAGCAACGCGACUGCUUGAGCCGAUUGUGCCCUUUGAACUGAAUUUGCAGCAACUGCAGCAGCUAAAUGGCAUACGCUACCAACAGCAGCAGCAGCAGCAGCAGCAGCAGCAGCAAGCGCAUCCACUGCGGCCACCAUACAGUGCACCACCACCACCGCACCACUUGCUACUCCAGCAAUCGAAGCAAUACGCCUACGCUCCCUAUGCGCCCGCCAUACGCAGCUAUGCGCCCAAUGCGCCACGCAUACCGCUGCCCUAUCCGCCCAGCUUCGUCAGCUUCACCACGCGCCGUCCACAGCAGCAGAGCAGCAAGCAGUCCGCCUUUCGCCCCUCGCCGCCGGACAGCACGCCCGAUCUAUUUGCCGGACGCGCCUCCAAGUCGCUGCUAGAGUCCUACAUACCCAGCUGGGAGGUGCUGCGGCUCAUUCAACAGCAUCAGUAUCAGCAGCAGCCGCAGCCACGCCCACUGCAGCGACAAACGCUCGCCUAUGCCGUGCCCAGUUUGCGUCUCUUUAAGCGCGACAAUCGGAUUGUCAAAAAGUCAUUAGCAGCCCAGCCCAACUAA